Molecule: messenger RNA, 5124 nt
Organism: Oryza brachyantha (malo sina)
Lineage: Eukaryota; Viridiplantae; Streptophyta; Magnoliopsida; Poales; Poaceae
Product: formin-like protein 6
Exons: 20
Coding region: 311-4483 (1390 amino acids)
Source: RefSeq, a predicted model, not a curated record
GGUAGCUUUCGUAAACCGAGAGAGAAAAAGGAAAUAAAAAAAAAAGGUCUCGCACGGAACGAGAGAGGCGGAAGGCUGCAAUGCAAGGUGCCCGCCCUAGCUAGCGCGCCAGGAGCGCACACGCGCGCGUGCAUUUGGCCACUGGCGAGAUCCCUUCACGCCCCGGCGGCGAAUCGAUCAGGCCGGCCGCGCGAGCGAGCGAGCUGCCGCAUUUCCGGGGGUGCCGCGCGCCGAUCCAUGCAUGGCAUGAGCACGGCGGUGGUGGUAGAAGGGUUGCGCGCGCGGUGUGUGUGGAUCUGGGGGUGGCGGCAUGGCGCUGUUCCGCAAGUUCUUCUACCGGAAGCCGCCCGACGGGCUCCUCGAGAUCACCGAGCGUGUCUACGUAUUUGAUUCUUGUUUCACUACGGAUGUUUUCGAUGAUGAUAAAUAUCAAGACUAUAUUGGGGACAUUGUCUCACAACUUCGAAUCCACUUUUCUGAUGCCUCGUUUAUGGUGUUCAACUUUCGAGAGGGAGAUGGUCAAAGUUUGUUGGCAAAUAUCUUAUCGAACUAUGAUAUGAUUGUGAUGGAUUAUCCACGACAAUACGAGGGAUGCCCACUUGUUUCUAUUGAAAUAAUUCACCAUUUUUUAAGGUCGGGGGAGAGUUGGUUAUCUUUAGGUCAGCAAAAUGUCUUGAUAAUGCACUGUGAACGAGGUGGCUGGGCUGUGCUUGCAUUUAUGUUGGCAGGACUACUAUUAUAUAGAAAACAAUUCAUAGGUGAACAGAGGACAUUGGAGAUGAUCUAUAGGCAAGCACCUCGUGAGUUGAUUCAGUUGCUGUCACCAUUAAAUCCCAUGCCCUCUCAGAUACGAUACUUACAUUAUAUAUCUCGAAGGAAUGUGAGCUCACAGUGGCCACCAAGUGAUCGAGCACUUACAUUGGAUUGUGUAAUACUAAGAAAUAUUCCAGGCUUUAAUGGAGAGGGUGGAUGUAGACCAAUAUUCCGUAUUUAUGGAAAAGAUCCUCUACUUGCUACAAGCAACACUCCCAAGGUGCUUUUCUCAACACCAAAAAGGAGCAAAUAUGUUCGUCUCUACAAGAAGGUAGAUUGUGAAUUAAUUAAAAUAGACAUUCAUUGUCAUAUUCAAGGUGAUGUUGUCCUUGAAUGCAUUAGCCUUGAUGCGGAUCAAGAGCGGGAAGAGAUGAUGUUCAGAGUUAUGUUCAAUACAUCAUUUAUUAGAUCUAACAUUCUGAUGUUAAAUCGUGAUGAAAUUGACAUAUUAUGGGAUGCCAAAGACCUGUUCCCGAAGGAGUUUAGAGCUGAGGUUCUUCUUUCAGAAAUGGACACGGUAAAUCAAGUAGAUUCCAUGGAGGUGGGUAAUAUAGGAGAGAAAGAGGGACUCCCAGUUGAAGCAUUUGCAAAGGUUCAGGAGAUGUUUAGCAAUGUAGACUGGUUAGAUCCAACAGGAGAAGCUGCAGCCCAACUUUUUCAGCAACUUAUUUCAUCAGAAAACAUUCAGUUGAGAAAAGGUUUGUUAUCUCCAAAUAAGAAGGACUUAAGUAUUAUGAAAGAGGUAGGGCAAUUGAAUCUUGAUUUGAGAUCUCCAACCAACAAAGAAUCUGACAAUAUUAAGGACAAAUCAAGUAGUGUUCAACACUCAACUAUCUAUGUGAACAGACAAGAAAAUGAUGACAUGCAGGGGUUGAACCCACAAGAACCAACCACUGAUUUAGAUCCAGCCACGGUUUCUCAUUACAAAUCAAGGAUAUCUAGCAUUGAUAAAAUGAUAAGUUCUCUCGUCCACGAAGGGACAACCCAUGUAGUUGGCAUUGCUACGGACAUGCAAUCUCCAAUAUAUAACAAAAUUAUGAACUCUAGUAGACCAGUUCUGAAGGAUCAAAAUGGUAAGCUUGAUGAACAAUCUGGUUCAGUAAAGCGCUCUUCACCCACGAUGAUUAUGCCACACCGAUUUCCAGUUUCUAGGUCAAGUUCUCUUGUUUUUAGUAACUCUAGUCCUAGAUCACUUUCAGCCUACCCAAGAUUUCACAGUGCACCUUCAGCCCUUGGAAUUACAACUCUUUUGGAAGACCAUGUUUUAUUUGGAGAGAAUGAGAAGCAUAUGAAAGUUCCUUGUGUUGUGGUCAAAAUUCCAUCAAAACAAUCAACACAACAACAUCCUAUAAAAGUUACUCAUGUUCUACCAAAGUGUACACAAUCACCACCCCCGCCGCCGCUACCACCUCCACUGGCUCCAGUAGUGCUAGUACCGCUUGAUGCUAUUAUGAUGUCUCAGGCAAAAGACCUUCCAUCAUUUCCAUCCCCAUCUCCUACUUCGCAUAAACAAUCCACAUUGCAGUUGCAACAAACUAUUCAAUCCAAAAAUCAUCAGCAAUCCUCAAGUAACAAUGCACAAGAGCCAUCACAAAUUUUUCCUGCUCCCCCUCCACCUCCAUUGCCUACUCCAUCGUCAACUUCACAUUCCACUAGUAGUAAUUGUCUCCUUGUCGAUUCCAUGCUUUCCACAUCAACAACUUUGUUGAAACCUCCAAUACCGCCACCACCACCCCAAUCUCCAUCCACUCCGAGUUGCUCUCCUAUUAGAUUACUUGUAUCACCUCCACCUCCUCCUUUUGUUUCUACUUCACCGCUUAUUAAAAUUCUAGGACCUCCACCACCACCUCCUGCACCUGCACCCAACUCCCCUCCUAGUAGACUUUCACCUCCCCCUCCUCCACCCCCACUACUUGCUUCCACUUCAUCUCAUGUCCGACCUGCUGCAACAUUGCCAUGUCGAUCUCAUGCUUCAACUUCAUUUCCUUUGCAACUAGUUGCACCACCACCACCACCACCUCCACAAACAUUAUCUACUAUUGCGUGUUUAGCAAUAGCGAUGCCCCCACUUCCUAGGGCUACCUCUGCACCAUCCCCCCCACCACCACCACCAUGUAGUUCAGUAAAACAAUUGUCAAAUUCGAUGGGAAACUCAUUUGCUCCACCACCACCUCUUCCUUCAAGUUUCUCAAAGGACAACAAAGGACCUUCUUGCAAUGUUGUACCUCCGCCAGCACCUCCUGGUGCUAAUUCUACAUUGCCUGGUAUAAGGGGGCGUGGACCUACACCACCUUCUGGUCCAAUGUCUAGAAGCCUUCAGUCUGGUCAGGUUGCAUCUAGAAGGUCUAAUCUGAAGCCCCUACAUUGGGUGAAAGUAACAAGAGCAAUGCAUGGCAGUCUCUGGGAGGAGGCACAAAAAACCGACGAAGCUUCAAAAGCUCCAGUGUUCGACAUGUCAGAACUUGAAAAUCUCUUCUCCGCCGUGCUACCAAGUUCAGAUGGGAAGCGUUCAGAUAAGUCAGGAAGUCGUGCAUCUGGGUCCAAACCAGAAAAGAUUCACCUUAUUGAUCUUCGUCGUGCUAAUAAUUGUGGAAUCAUGCUAACAAAAGUCAAAAUGCCCCUGUCUGAUCUGAUGAGUGCAAUUCUUACUUUGGAUGAUACUAUCCUAGAUGCCGAUCAAGUUGAAAACCUCAUUAAGUUCACUCCAACUAAAGAGGAAACUGAACUUCUAAAGGGUUAUAAAGGAGAUAAGCAAGUACUUGGAGAAUGUGAACAGUUCUUCAUGGAGCUUAUGAAAUUACCUCGUGUGGAUUCUAAACUGAGAGUUUUCUUAUUUAAGAUUCAAUUCCGUUCUCAGGUUUCUGACCUUAAGAGGAGCCUGAACAUUGUUAACUCUUCUGCAGAAGAGAUAAGGGGUUCAGUUAAGCUGAAAAGGAUUAUGCAAACAAUUCUUUCAUUGGGAAAUGCAUUAAACCAAGGAACUGCUAGAGGUUCUGCUGUUGGGUUUAGGUUGGAUAGCUUACUCAAACUAAGUGACACUCGUGCACGUAACAAUAAGAUGACUUUAAUGCAUUAUUUAUCAAAGGUACUUUGCGAGAAACUUCCAGAACUUAUUGAUUUUCCUAAAGAUUUGGCUAGCUUGGAUUUGGCUUCAAAGAUACAAUUAAAGUCAUUAGCAGAGGAAAUGCAGGCCAUAAACAAAGGACUCGAAAAGGUGGAGCAAGAACUAACUACAUCAGAAAAUGAUGGCCCUGUGUCAGACAUAUUUCGCAGGACACUGAAGGAUUUUCUAAGUGGUGCUGAAGCUGACGUUAGAGCCUUGACUUCACUAUAUUCUAAUGUGGGAAGAAACGCAGAUGCAUUAGCACUUUAUUUUGGAGAAGACCCAGCACGUUGCCCAUUUGAGCAAGUGGUCAUAACACUCCAAAACUUUGUGAGAUUGUUCGCACGUUCCCAUGAUGAGAAUUGCAAGCAAUUGGAUCUAGAAAAGAAGAAAGCACAUAAGGAAGCAGAAGCAGAGAAAACCAAGAAGGAACCUGAAAGGGCACAAAAGGAAGCAGGAGCAAAGACAACUAAGGACCAAGAAAAUGAGAAAACUAAGCACAGCAAUUCAAUCAAAGAGUUGGGUAUCUCACUCCAGUCACCAGCUCAAACUGCCAGUGCCAAAUGAUAACUCUUAACAGAUGAACCAAUCAAGACUAGCUUUUCCUCUCUCACCCCUCCCUCAUUCCCUCAGAUGAAAAUGUACAUGAUAGAUUGCACUGGGUUUUCUUGCCAAUGGAUUGAGGCAGCUGCAACAAGAAAGUCACAGAAUGAAUGGAUAUUAUGUAGCAGAAGAAUUAGUACUGAGGAAAGGUUACUGGAGACAAACUGUACAGUUCUAACUUAAUUAUAGUAAUGAUCAGAAGCAUCCUUGCAAUUAUGUUUAUUUUGUUCCAUCACAUCUAGGUAAUAUUCAUUCUAACAUAAAAUAAAAUUUAUCACUAGAAUCCUGUUUAGGUGAGUAGAUUUGUAGGUUUUGUUGUAAAAAGAAAUAAAUGAAGGCUUAUUGUAUUUCUUGUCUUCUCUUUGUUGGUUGGCCUACUAGUGCUUGUAAUGAUGGAACCUAGGAUUGUUUGGAGACAUGGUGUGGAUGCAAAUAUUUUAAAGAGUUAAGACAUUUUAAUUAGAUCUAGAAAACACACAUGAAAACGCAUCGAAGAUUUCUGUAGGAAUUAUAUUAUUUUGUUGUCAUUGGCCUAUUUUGCAUGUAGUAUCACAAUUAAGUUAUGCUUUAUAUAAUGGAUAUUUACAAGUUGUAAUUGUAAAUUU